CCUGUUUGGAGGCUCAGUCUGUAAAGUGAGUGGGCGGCCGGGCAGCUACUCAGGGAAACACCGUUAGCCGAACGGCACUUUGCUCAUCUGUGCAAUUCUACCAGAACAUUUCUUCCGAGCUGGACCUUUCAGAGCGGGCAAGUACAACCAGUUCGGCCUCUGCCUAUUAGCAUGGCCACAUACACAAUUUGACAAGACUGAAUGUGUACCAACACACACAGGAUGGAUGGGAUUAGGAAGUUAUGUUCGCAACACCCCCUUGGAUCUACCAAGCAUUGGUAAAACAAACAUUUAUGGCCGAGAUGGUGAAGAUGGUUUUAACUGGCUCAUUAAUAAUUUCCCAAAUAACCAUGGAUGUGCUAUCUGCACAGACUUGAAACUUAAGUAAUAUUGAAACUUAAGUACUUGCUGUGAGUCAACUUUAUUGCACAGUAGAAUUUAUCUCCGUUUUGACUAUGAUUUUCUAAUUCCAACAUCAUGGAAGUGGAGGGGAGCCAGAAUGUCACGACUUCAUCUGAGAACAGGACAGUACUCUCCACAGUUCUGAUUGGAUUAGUUUUAGGAGUGAUUGUAAUAAUAACCAUCUUUGGGAAUGUGCUGGUGUGCCUAGCGGUUGGAUUGAACCGGAAACUCCAGAACCACACAAACUGUUUCAUUGUGUCCCUGGCUGCUACAGAUCUACUGCUGGGUUUGCUGGUCCUGCCAUUUUCAGCUAUCUCAGAGUUGUUUGAAUGGCCAUUUGGAGACACCUUCUGCAACAUCUACACCAGCUUGGAUGUCAUGCUGUGUACAGCUUCCAUCCUCAAUCUGUUCAUGAUCAGUCUGGACCGUUACUAUGCUGUGACAGCUCCACUGAGAUAUUCCGUGCUUAUUACUCGCAACAGAGUUGUCAUCUCCCUCAGUCUCAUCUGGUGCAUUUCAAUCAUGGUGUCCUUCUUGCCUAUCAACUUAGGUUGGAAUACCAAAGACUUAUCAGUGCAAAGCUUAGCCAAAACCAAUCGAUGCCACUUAGAGCUCAACAAAGGGUAUGCCCUCAUAGAUGCUUUCAUCACCUUCUACAUCCCUUUGCCCAUCAUGUGCCUGACUUAUUAUCGAAUAUUCAAAAUAGCAAGGGAACAGGCCAAACGAAUCAACACUGUCACUGGAUGCACAGCACUGAACCGAUCACUGCCAACUGUGAAGGAGCAUAAAGCAACUGUAACACUAGCGACAGUGAUGGGAGUCUUCAUCAUUUGCUGGUUCCCUUAUUUCACAGUGUUUACCCAUGAAGGGAUUUCGGGGAGACCGGCCAACAAGACUGUCUUUGCUGUGGUCCUGUGGUUGGGUUAUGUUAACUCAGCCCUGAACCCUAUUCUUUAUGCCACCCUCAACCGGGAUUUCCGCAAAGCGUACGAAAAGCUACUGCGCUGCAAGAGGAGGAACUCAUACCACAAAGACUCACCUGACAACCCUCUGAGCCACCGGCCACUACACAACUGGGACCUGAGGAAUGAACAGUGCCACCAACUGGGUCCAGACUCGGAGCUCACUUCAGAAGACAGGAAUGGUGAAAAUGUUGCUUCCUACAAGGAUGAUUCAGAAAGAUAUCAUGUCACUUUACGUGGAAGGUCAGCAGAGAUGAUCUCUUACUGCAGAGACUUAUGGUUGACAAAGGUCAGAUUGAUGAAAAACCUAUGGGUUCCUGAAUUUGAAGAGACUGACGUAGAACUGAUGGAAUCCAGAAGGAUGUUUGGACCUUAAGCACUGAACUACGAAGUCUUUAAUUUACACUGUUACUAUAUAAGCAAUGAAUGUGCAAUAUUGAUUAGUGUACUGAAAACUACCUUCAUGUGAUUCUCAUGUAUAG
This is a messenger RNA of Chiloscyllium plagiosum (whitespotted bambooshark), 1846 nucleotides long. Lineage: Eukaryota; Metazoa; Chordata; Chondrichthyes; Orectolobiformes; Hemiscylliidae. The record is from RefSeq and is a predicted model, not a curated record.